Messenger RNA from Penicillium olsonii, 4542 nucleotides. Lineage: Eukaryota; Fungi; Ascomycota; Eurotiomycetes; Eurotiales; Aspergillaceae. The record is from the annotation of a GenBank genome assembly.
AUGUCUCACGAAGCCGUUGGUGAUCCAUACGACAGUGGCUCCGAAAUCGAUGAGACGCCGGAGCCACAUCUGGGAAAGUCACAAUCUCAGAAUGCCGUGUUUAAUGCACUACUCGAAAGGCAUAUUACUGAUGAACCAAACGAUGAAACCGAAGAAGAAUCUCGCGGGAGAGCCCGUACAAACAAGCCUGGAGGCGAUAUGUCGCUUGCUCGCUUGGUCGCAGACCAAGGCACAGAAGCGGGCGCAUUGGAUCCACGCGAAUACCAACUACAGCUCUUUGAGAGAGCUAAAAAAGAAAACACAAUCGCUGUCCUAGAUACAGGCUCUGGAAAGACGCUGGUUGCAGUGCUUUUGCUGAAGCACAUCCUUGAGCAUGAACUGAUGGAUCGUGCGGAAGGCGCAAAGCCACGAGUUUCUUUCUUCCUGGUAGACAGUGUCACUCUUGUCUUCCAACAGUCCACGGUCUUACGGAAUAACAUUAACCAGAAAGUGGCACACUUCUAUGGUGCACUGGGGUCUGAUCUUUGGGACAAAGUGACUUGGAGAGAACAUCUUCAGAAGUACAUGGUGAUCGUCUGCACGGCCGACAUCUUGAACCAGGCUCUACUAAAUGGACACGUCAAGAUUGAGCAGGUCAACCUCUUGAUAUUCGAUGAGGCACAUCAUGCUAAAAAAGAGCACCCUUAUGCCCGAAUUAUCAGGGAGACCUACAUGACUGCAGAUCCUACCAAGAGACCAAGGGUUUUUGGUAUGACAGCUUCUCCGGUUGAUGCCAGGUGUGACAUAGCAGAAGCAGCAAUGUGUCUAGAGACACUUAUGGACUGUCGAAUUGCAACAACGUCGAAUAUCUCCGUGCUGCGCCAGUUUGUGAACAAGCCCACAGAAGAAGAGUGGGUAUACGAGAAGCUCCCCGCGCCGUUUGAGACCGAAUUACAUGGAAUCUUGAAAGCCAGAUAUGGGGAUAUAUCAUUCCUCAAUGGGAUCUUUCAAUUCUCGUUUGCUGCAAGCGCUGAGCUAGGUCCUUGGUGUGCAGACCAGGUCUGGGCGCUUGCGCUCGCGGAUGAGGUCCUCCCCAAGCUUCAGGCCCUCAUCAUGAAAGGGGCGGAUACCGAUCCUCAAGUUUGCGAGAAGGUUGAAAAUGAGAUUGAGCGAGUCCGCGAAGCGAGCGAAUUCGCUAAGAACUAUGUCUUCGACAACUUUUCUAGACCAACCGGGUCGAGUUCCAAGGUUGAGCUUUUGUUGAAAAAGCUCACCGAACAAUUCCUCAAAUACGCUGACACCAAGUGCAUCAUAUUUACGGAGCGCCGGAAUACCGCAAAAGUCUUGCUGCAGCUCUGCAACGCUAGGAGUAUCAUGAACUUGCGGCCUGAUCUGUUGGUCGGCGCACGCAAGAGUGAUACCAUGGGAAUGAAUGUGACAUUUCGUCAACAGUUCCUUGCCCUGAUGAAGUUUCGGAAAGGGGAAAUCAACUGCCUAUUCGCGACCUCGGUGGCCGAAGAAGGCCUAGACAUACCAGACUGCAAUUUGGUCGUGCGUUUCAAUAUCUACGACACAGUGAUUCAAUAUGUCCAAAGCCGAGGUCGUGCCAGACAUUGUGACUCUGUGUAUGCAACAAUGAUUGAAGAACGCAAUCGACAUCACCAGAUGAGAAUCCAGGAAGUGAAGAAAGCAGAGCUCCUCAUGAAGAAUUUCUGCAACAUGAUACCAGAGGAUAGGAAGCUCUAUGGAGUCGAGAAUGACCUGGAAGACACUAUGCGCGGAGAGGGUCGGAAGAGAUCCUAUACCGUUGCCACAACCGGUGCUAAAUUGACGUACCGACAUGCAAUCGACGUGCUUGGGCGGUUUGCAACCUCAUUGCAAUAUGAGAACGAUAAUUCAGCUCGGGUCACCUACAUCGUCAUGUCUGAGAAUGAUUCAUUCAGCUGUGAAAUCAUCUUACCUGAGAAGUCACCUAUUCGAGGUAUUAUCGGAUGCGCUGAGUCAAAGAAAUCGGUUGCGAAGCAGUCCGCAGCCUUUGACGCCUGUCUAUUACUUCGAAAAAACAAUCUUCUCGAUGACCACUUCAACUCCAUAUACCACAAACGCCUGCCCGCAAUGCGGAAUGCAAAACUCGCCAUUACCUCCAAAAAGACAGAUCAAUACACUAUGCGAAACAAACCUGAGAUCUGGCUUAAGCGACAAGGAACCACACCGAAACGCCUAUAUGCAACAGUGAUAUGUCUAGUUCCUACAGAGCCUGUCAACCCAGAGCCUGCAGGUAUCAUUCUCUUCACAAGAGAUAGACUCCCAAGUUUUCCAACCUUCUCUGUUUACUUGGAUAACGAUGUUGAAACUACAGUUCAUUGCUCGUGCACUGACAACUGUUUGGAGAUCACUCCUUCAACAUUGGGAUUACUCACGGAUUUCACACUCGCACUGUUUCAUGACAUAUUCAAGAAAACAUAUUCCCCAGUCGCAGAAGCUUUUCCUUACUGGCUUUCUCCUCUAAACAAGAGUAUCACGAAGCCAGUACCCGGACAAUCAACCACACUCUUUGACAUGAUUGAUUGGGAUGUUCUACAGUACGUCCAGGACAACCCAGAGAUCAAAUGGUCUGCAGAUAUGGAGCCCAAAUCACUGCUGAAUCGAUUCCUUUAUGAUGACUGGAAUGGAAGGUAUCGUUACUUUUCAUUUGCAAUAGAUCGUUAUCUUCGCCCUUCCGACCCGCCGCCAUAUUACGCCCCAUCGCGGAAAUGGAACGCAGAUAUCAUGAAUUGGUCAUCGAGUCUCAGCAAGAACUCCCGGGUCAAGUUCUUCAAUCGAUGCAACUGGGGCCAGCCAGUCUUGCAGGCACAGCUGAUUUCUUUUCGACGAAACUUUCUUGAUCCGGCCUCGGAUGAGGAGAAAUCAGAGAACUUGAGAUGUGUCAUUUGUCCUCAGGCUUUGAAUAUAUCGCCGGUUAGCAAAUUCUUGAAGUUAUAUAUUUGGCCUUUCAGUCCAUUAAUUGAUAUAUGGCAGAUCCCCAUUUCGAUAGUUACAGCGUGUUUAGCUUUCCCCGCGAUAGUUUCCCGGCUGGAGUCCUACUUGAUUGCCCAGGAGGGCUGUGAGAUGCUCGGUCUUGAUGUCAGACUUGACUAUGCUCUCGAAGCAUUCACUAAAGAUUCCGACAAUACCGAGGAACACCGAAGUCUACAGGUACACGUUCAGCGUGGGAUGGGAAAGAACUAUGAGCGCCUUGAACUCUUGGGUGACUCUGUUCUCAAGAUGGCAACAACAAUAUCUUUAUUUGCUCAAAACCCAGACGACGAUGAGUAUGACUAUCAUGUCAACAGAAUGUGUCUGAUCUGCAACAAGAACCUGUUUAUCAACGCCAACAAACGGAAUCUAUACGAGUAUGUACGGAGUCGUGGAUUCUCUCGGCACUUGUGGUACCCUCCAGGCCUAUCCCUUGAAAUCGGACGAGAUCAUGCCAAGUUUGUUAUCAACGAGAGUAAACAUGCUCUUGCUGAAAAAACCAUUGCGGAUGUUUGCGAGGCGUUGAUAGGGGCUUCAUUGCUAUCUGGAAGUGAUGGAAGUCGCUUUGACAUGUCGAUCAAAGCCGUGACCGUUUUCGUGAACAGCCCAAAUCACACAGCCACCUCGUGGAAAGACUACUUUUCGGUGUACUCUCUCCCUACAUAUCAGACCCAGAUGGCCGAUUCCUUUGAGCAAGAUCUGGCCCAGCAGGUUGCGGGUGUAGGUUACAGAUUCAAGUAUCCCCGCCUUCUUCGGUCAGCAUUCACUCAUCCCUCUUACCCAAUGGCAUGGUCAAAGGUGCCUUGUUACCAGCGCCUUGAAUUCUUGGGAGACGCGCUCCUAGACAUGGUUUGUGUGGAGCAUCUUUUUCAUCGUUUCCCUGAUCGAGAUCCACAGUGGCUCACCGAACACAAAAUGGCGAUGGUGUCAAAUAAGUUCCUCGGAGCCCUAGCAGUGAAGUUGGGCUUCCACAGGCAUCUUCAGCAUUUUAGCAAUGCUUUGAUGAGCCAAAUAACGAGCUAUGCAGAAGAAAUACAACUGGCAGAGCAAGAGCUUAAAGGCGAAGUAGACUACUGGCUAUCGACGACAGACUCUCCAAAAUGUCUUCCGGAUAUGUUGGAAGCAUACAUGGGAGCCAUUUUCGUGGACUCCGGCUUUGAUUUCACCGUGAUUGAAGCCUUCUUCCAUAGACAUGUCAUAGUGUACUUCCAGGACAUGUCGAUUUAUGACACAUUCGCAAACAGACAUCCUACGACAUUCCUCCACAGUCAAUUGACCUCGGAGUACCGGUGCACCGACUACUGUUUGAAGUCCGGUGCAAUUACAGCCGUCGAUGGAGAGACCCCAAGCGUGCUCUCUGCGGUCAUCGUUCAUGGCAUGACCGUUGCAAAGGCAGUCGCAUCGUCGGGCCGGUAUGCCAAGGUCAAAGCGAGUUCCCGAGCGUUGGCGGCUCUUGAAGGAAUGAGUCGCACGGAAUUCCGCAAGAGAUUUAAUUGUGACUGUCAAGGGGAUCACAUUCCGGUUGCAGAGUUUGGAACAGCUAUUUGA